Microthlaspi erraticum is the source of this 1911-nucleotide messenger RNA. NCBI's taxonomy places the organism in Eukaryota, Viridiplantae, Streptophyta, Magnoliopsida, Brassicales, Brassicaceae. The record is from the annotation of a GenBank genome assembly.
AUGGCGCAGGUUCCAAUCGAUCCCGAGGGUAUGUGUAUGCGGUGCAAAGCAGCUCCUCCGCCGGAGGAAUCUCUCUUUUGCGGCACGUGCACUGCGCCUUGGCACGCUUCCUGCCUGUCUUCCCCUCCGGAAACCCUAGCUUCGACUCUGCAGUGGGAGUGUCCCGAUUGCUCCGGCGUGAUCGAUCCUCAUGGCGGCGUUGUCGCCGAAUCCAGCGAAAAUUCGGAUCUCAUGGCUGCGAUUCACGCGAUUGGGGCUGACCCGACUCUGACCGAAGCGGAAAAGGCGAAGAAGAGGCAGGAGCUGAUUGGCGGCAAAAUCGGCGUGGAUGAAGAAGAGAAAAAUGAUGUCUUUGCCGCGCUCGGAGAAAACCUGAACUGCCUUUUCUGUAUGCAAUUGCCUGAGAGACCCGUCACGGGACCAUGUGGGCACAAUUUCUGUCUCAAGUGUUUUGGGAAAUGGGCUGUUGGUCAAGGCAAGCGUACUUGUCCCAAAUGCCGCACUGCAUUUCCUGCCGGAAUGGUCACAAAUCCUCAGAUCAACUAUGCACUUGUCUCUGCCAUUCGUCUGGCCAAAGAUCCUCAGCGAGCUGCUGCUGUUCAUCACGUCAUAAGAAACGAAGACUUGCCUGAUAGAGCGUUCGCAUCGGAGCGCGCAGUGAAUGCAGGUUACUCAAAUGCUACCGGCGGCAGAAUCUUUGUGACAACACCACCAGAUCAUUUCGGUCCAGUUACAGCGGAAUAUGAUCCUGAAAGAAACCAGGGCGUGUUGGUCGGAGAGUCUUGGGGCUAUAGAGAUGGGUGUAGACAGUGGGGGAUUCACUACCCACACAUGGCUGGAAUUGCUGGUCAAUCAAAGUAUGGAUCUCAGUCUGUGGCUCUCUGUGGAGGUUAUGAUGACGACGAGGACCACGGUGAAUGGUUCAUAUACACCGGAAGUGGAGGAAGAGACCUCAGCGGCAACAGAAGGACUAGCGAUGAGCAAACGUCUGACCAGAAGUUUGAAAGGUCUAAUGAAGCUUUAAGACUGAGUUGCCAAAUGGGUUAUCCUGUUCGUGUUAUCAGGUCUUUCAAAGAGCCUUCUUCAUAUGCGCCUGAGACAGGAUACAGAUAUGACGGGGUUUAUAGGGUUGAGAAGUGCUGGAUCAAGGUUGGAAUACAGGGUGUUUAUAAGGUCUGUCGUUACCUCUUUGUUAGAUGUGAUAACGAGGCAGCUCCAUGGACCAGUGAUGAGCAUGGAGAUCGUCCAAGGCCUUUGCCUAAUGUUCCAGAGCUGGAGAUGGCAACAGACUUGUAUGAGAGGAAGGAAACUCCAUCAUGGGAUUUUGAUGAAAGUGAUGGUCGCUGGAAAUGGAUGAAGCCUCCACCUGCCAGCAAAAAGGCACGUGGUGAGAAAGCACAAUCGAAUACCAAGAGAAAAAGACUUGUGAAAGAGUUGAGUUGCAAAAUCUGUAAGCAAUUGAUGAGUCUUCCUGUAACAACACCAUGCGCUCACAACUUUUGCAAGGCAUGCUUAGAAAGCAGAUUUGCUGGGCAAACAGCAAUGAUUGAUAGAAACAAAGGUGGACGCACGCUUCGUGCAAGGAAGAACAUCAUGAAAUGCCCUUGUUGCCCCAACGACAUUUCUGAUUUUCUCCAGAAGGACCCUCAGGUGAAUAGAGAUUUAAUGUCAGUGAUUGAGACGCUGAAGACAGAAGAAGAGGAGGCAGUGCCUGUAAGUGCAUCAGAUGAAGAAGGUGGAAGCUCAAGUGUAGAUGGAAACUCUGAGAUCAAAGACGCUGAGGAAGUAGAAGAAACUCCGGUGGUGACUGAAGAUGCUGAUGAGCAACCAAGGAAAAGGAUCAAACUUGACACUGACACACUCGUUUCUUCUGCGAUUGUUGUCGAGUCUGGCAUGGAGGAAAAAGACUAA